This is a messenger RNA of Eurytemora carolleeae, 1010 nucleotides long. RefSeq lists its product as uncharacterized. The record is from RefSeq and is a predicted model, not a curated record. The transcript has 9 exons. NCBI's taxonomy places the organism in Eukaryota, Metazoa, Arthropoda, Copepoda, Calanoida, Temoridae. Bases 129 to 836 code for a protein of 235 amino acids.
UGAACUAAGUACUAACAUUACUCUCAAGUGAAAUAUGACUCAGAUUUAAUAAAUGUGACGUGAUACUUCAUUUCAGAAAUUGUGACAAAUCUGAGUGAGAUGUAGGCAAGGUGUUCUACAAAAUAAGUAUGUGGGUGCUGGGGAGGCUAGGAGAGUGGGUCAGCUUCUUAACCUGGAACCUUCUACUUGCUCUUUUAUAUUUAUUCAGGAAAUGCAUAUUUUUGGUUUCUUUUCAACAGUUCUUCUCUCACUGUGUUCAAGUAUAUCAGUUUCUCACAUCAGCUUCUAACUACGCGCAAUCUUCAACAGCUGUGCGCGCGCACAAGAUCGUGAGAAAAAAGAAAAACUUUUCAGACGACAAGAGAAGUCACAGAUCUAAACGGGAUUUGAGAAAAGACGACAAUUCUGGAUAUUCACAAAGUUUUCUCACAAAAUCAGGUCUCCCGAAAGAUCUUGGAAAGGAUCUCUCUAAACCUUUUGAUCGAAAGGUGUCUACAACUCUUCUCAAUAUCAAACAUCAAGAUAACUAUGCAAGAAAUCGGGAUUUUUGGACAGGAAACCCAUUGAGGAGUAUUGAAGGAAGUUCAGGACGAGGAUCAGAUAGUGAUACGAGUGUAUAUUCCUGUAAAGAUUCAAUGGGGAACUCAAUGGAUUCCGAAAGACUGUUUUACAGUAAACCUGAUCACAACAGUACACCUGUACAUAAAACCGGUUCUACUGAUUCCAACCAGAGAACCAGCUCUAACUACCGUUCCUCCGACUCUACAGAUUCCUUCAUUAUGGUUGGAUUGAUGUCUGUCUGGUUUACUCCUCCAUCUCUUCAGCCAAGAAUCUAAUGCAAGGAAAGUUAUUUCAGAGGUGUACGCAUCUUUGGUACUGCAGUGUACUGUCACUGGGCGGUAAUGUAAAUGUAAUGUCGGUAAUGUCGAAGCCUGACACGGGAUUCAUCAUUCACAUAAAUGAUCAAUGAAAUAUUCUGGUCAUAGGAAACUAUUAUGUGAAUUAUGAAA